Molecule: messenger RNA, 1703 nt
Organism: Fopius arisanus
Lineage: Eukaryota; Metazoa; Arthropoda; Insecta; Hymenoptera; Braconidae
Exons: 2
Coding region: 406-1482 (358 amino acids)
Source: RefSeq, a predicted model, not a curated record
GUGGUAGACAAUAGGCCCAUUGAUCUCCCUAUCUCGCUUUCACUCGACUAUUGUUUCAAAUGUUAAUUAGACAGAGCAGGUGUAAUAGGUGUCAAUAGAAAAUUUUUUUUAGCCCGGACACUUUCGUUGAAAAAAAAAAUCAAACAAAAAUGAAUAAAAUUAAUGCCGAUAAUUGGACUAUGUAAUCGACAAGAGUUGCCCCACCUCUUGCUAUUCAUUUGGCAAUUAUAUGACCACUGCUGUCGCUUUUCCUUGCUAUGGAGGGGACACUUCUACACUUCUUCAUAUUCUGGAUGUCAAUAUAAAUCACCUCGCCACUUCAGGAGCAGUCAUUUCAUGCUGAAGUGUCUUAUCAUUCGUUGGAGCGUGAAGUGAUCGACACAAGAGGUGAUUUUUAACGUCCAGAUGGCUUCGCACAAGAUCCUCUGGUGCACGAUUUUCCUGGCAGUGUGGCUCACAGAGGCCCUGCCAAGACGUGAUUCGUCCUUUGAAGAGGUCACUUCCCCCAGGGAAUCUUCAGGUUUCAGAUUCGGGGAUGAGUACUUUACCCCGGAGGCGACAUAUCACACCCCAGAGAAGCAUCAGAAGCCAGAAGGCUGCGAGAAGGUGGUGAAAGAUCUGAUGGUAUGCAUGGUAUGCAAGGACCCGGAGACCUCUGCUAAAUACGAGCAGUGCUCAUACGUCCCUCAACAAUCAGAGAGAUCAUAUAGUCAUAAAUCGAGUGGAAGAAAACCGAAGGAGUACGAGAGUUCGCAGUCCCAAGUGGCCGAGGUUCGUCCUUCCUUGACCAAAGAAAGUCUCGAAGAGGAGAGUGAGGAGAGCGAAGAAGCCUCGAGUCCCUACAACUCCGGGUUUUUCAGCUCUCGGGGUGAGAGUGAAGAGGUUUCAUCCAAGAGACCAUCGAGGACCUACAGGGCUGAGGCUGAGACUGAGGAUGAGACGUCGGGGGAAUAUGUUCCCGAAUCGGAGAGGCUCGCGGAAAAAGCCGAUAGAUCCAAGUGUCGGGAGGAGAAAAGACAAGAUGGAAUGACCUGUCAAGUCUGCAAGGAUCCAGAAACUGGGGGAAACUUCGAGAAGUGCGCGUAUGCGUAUGAACCCAAUGACAAAGGCUACUCCUACAGUAGAUCCAACAAAUUCCAGAGUCCUGGGAGAAGCGACUCCGGAGGGAAAAAGGGAAAGACUCCGAAGAAAGCCAUCAGGAGGAUCGAUGAGAAGAACGAGGCAGAGGACAGGAACCCUGGGGAGAGUCAAUUCACUGAGAGAAAAAUUGAUGGCAAGUGUCGGGAGGUCGUCAAGGACUCCAUGACCUGCACUGUCUGCACUGAUCCCAAAACUCGAAGGAACUCCGAGCAGUGCUCAUACUCGUAUGAUCCUGCUGAUAAACUCUUCACCUACAGCCAGUCGAGGUCCUUCGGAUCCAAAAAGGACCCCAACAGUCAUCAGAAGUCCAAGGAAACCGAGGAAUUACCUUCAGAGCAUUAGAUCUUAGUUAUUUUUUAUUGUUGAACAUUGAACGUGUAAGGAAAAUAGAAAAUUAAAGACUUUUUGUCAAAUCCCAUGAGACUGGUUUAUUUCCACACAAAACAUUAGUAAUUUCGACUCUUUCUUAAUAUAUUUCACUGUAACAAGAGAAAUCUGCUGAAAGAAACAUGGAGAACUUGUAAAAAACGACAUGUAAAGUAAUUAUUGAAAUUCCCUAUGAA